GCCAAGUAUUUGGUCCAGUUGAUUCUAUCUGGUGCUCGAGUUUUGGGCCGUGCCUUUGCCCAAGCUGUCAAAGAAGAAUAUGUUUCAAGUCAAAGAGUUGCUAACGCCCGUCGAAACAAUGGGUCUGGUGGUCCUGAACAAAAUACUUACGUCCAAAACGCUGGAAUCUCACUAGAGGAAGCAAAACAAAUAUUGAAUGUCAAAGAUAUUCACGAUAUAAGUACUUUAAAUAAACACUAUGAACACCUCUUUUCCUCCAACAGUAAAGAUAAAGGUGGAUCAUUUUACUUACAAUCUAAGGUAUUCAUCGGUACAUUUUACAAUCAAUUUUUAAUCCAAACGUCUAUUUUGUUAGCUUAUUAAACCAUGAUGGACAAAAUUUUGUAUAACAUACCAAAUUUUAAAUUCUUACUUUUCAUUGUGGUUUUAUCAUAAAACCGAACCAUAUUUAUAUGUAUAUUUAGUUUGGUCCAAAAGUUAUAAAUCAUCAUUGUGGUUGAACAUUUCAGAUAGUUGCCUAAUAAACUUAGACAUUUUUGUACACAUUUGGUAUUCUAUAGUGCAUCAUCUCGAAUAAUUUGGUCAAUAGAAUUGUCGUCUAGAUACUUUACGUCUAGCUUUGUCAUGAGACACUAGUUAUUUAAAACUAUGCUCUUAUCAAUGCAAUAUCUGACUAGUUUUUUACUUUUAAUGUUCUGUUACUCUUAUUUAGGUAUUUCGAGCGAAAGAGCGUAUUGAUGAGGAAUUACAGUUUGAACAGUCGGAACGGCGACGAGAUCCAGAAUCUAGAAACAAUAACCAAUCAGGGACUUGAACAAAUGUAAAAAUCACUUUUUUUAUUAGUUCUCUGUAUUUAGGAAUUUACAGAUAAGUCAAUAUCGUAUAAAUUUAUUGUACAGUAUUAGUUGAAGAGAAAUUAAAAAUAAGCACGAUUAAUUUUACGUUGUUUCUUUAUGGAGUACCAUGAAGUGAAGAAAUUUUAUCGCUACGGAAGUUCUGCUGAAUAAUAAAGCUACUUUGAAUCAUAAACGAAUAUAAAUAGCUUCUAAUUACUGAUUAGAGUUUUCAAGUAACACACUUAUUUUCACAACAGUUUCUCAUUGUAAUUCACUUUGUCAUGAUACUUUUUUUCAAAUACAUAAAUUCAUACAAUGUAAGAAUUUAAAUUCUCAUAUUUUAAGCUGAUGUCUUGAAAACUUAACAGCAUACAAAGGUUUUUGUGGUCAACUAUAGGCUACGCUUAUCAGAGAAAGUGUAAAACACAAGCAAUUAUUUUUUAAAGUACGAUUUCUGUUAACUUAAAUCCAGAUUUAUACGUGUGAAAUUUCAAAAAUACGUUUAUUUAAGUUCUUGUUUUUAACAAUUCACCUCUAAGUUCAAGUUGGAUAACUGAAUAAAUAUUUAUGAAGACAGUAAAUUCACUCACUGUCCAUUCACAUAUUCUGACAUACAUGUAAGUCCGUUAGAUAACCGUCAGUUUUAAGGGAAAUAUAUUUCAUAACGUAUCUGCGUAUCUUUGGAUUAUUUCACAUUUGUUAUAUUAUAAUCUAUCGUUAUUUAAAUAAAGUACGAUAAUAUUUGCAAAAUAC
Schistosoma haematobium is the source of this 1589-nucleotide messenger RNA. Its product is annotated as mitochondrial import inner membrane translocase subunit TIM16, variant 2. Lineage: Eukaryota; Metazoa; Platyhelminthes; Trematoda; Strigeidida; Schistosomatidae. The annotation marks the transcript as partial. The transcript has a single exon. Gene Ontology annotation, cellular component: TIM23 mitochondrial import inner membrane translocase complex. The record is from RefSeq and is a predicted model, not a curated record. Gene Ontology annotation, biological process: protein import into mitochondrial matrix.